AUGGCUGCCGUUGUCCCUGCCCACAUUCUGCAGCGAGACUUGUACCGCGACCUCGACGUUGCCCCCGUCGCCUCCUCCAAGGAGAUCAAGCAAGCCUAUAAGAUAGCUGCUCUCAAGUACCACCCCGACAAGCGUGGCAACGACGCCGAAGCUCACGGGAAGUUCCUCGCGGCCCGCCAGUACUACGACGCGAACUACGUCAACGCCGAGCAAUCCGCGUACGAGGCCGAUAUCGAAGAUGCCGGCACGACUAACUCCGAGGCUAAGAGCGACUUUGGUCACGCCGACAGCGAGGACGCGGCGGACAUGAUCUGCCCCUUGUGGAUCUCGCACAUCCGCGCCGAGAUUGCUGAAGAGCACGAGCAGAUGACCGCCGCCUUGCUCCGCACCCGCAACAACCUGCAGUUUUUCAAGUUCAUCAUGGGGAAGGUCGGAGACCAAGCAAGCUACGACUGGUCCUGGUUCCCAGCGGCGGCUGCGGAGAGCAUCCAAGCUGCCACGGACCUCAGCGCCUCUGUCACAGUGCGCGCGGACUUGUUCACCAGCCGUUUGGACCUCUACUUGGACGAGCUCAUCGGGCUCCCGGAGGUGGCAUGCAAUGUCCAUGCCCAAAUUCGACGUAUGCAGCAUGCCUCGGAUUGCAUGCAAGCCAUGCUCAUGGACGUUAUGAACCCACGAGGCGAAUCGCUCGAUGACCACACCGACGGCAUGCGAGUCCAGGCUCGCAUUUGGUUGAAGCCUAUCCAGGAGUAA
Hypoxylon fragiforme is the source of this 753-nucleotide messenger RNA. RefSeq lists its product as uncharacterized. The record is from RefSeq and is a predicted model, not a curated record. The transcript is spliced from 2 exons. Bases 1 to 753 code for a protein of 250 amino acids. Lineage: Eukaryota; Fungi; Ascomycota; Sordariomycetes; Xylariales; Hypoxylaceae.